AUGUCUGCCGCGGCUGCCUUGCUCUCAGAGGCUGCUCUUGCUUGCAAGGCAAAGAUGCAGGCGGCAGGUGUGAGCGAGACGUGCAUUCGAACCUUCCUGGCCCAACAUGACGUCAUCAGCAAGGGAGAAACAGGCAACAUCCCUGAGAAAAGUAUUUCGCCUGUGGAGUCUCUUGACUCGCUUGAGAACCUCACCGCGCCUGUGGACCGUUCUCUACUCGAGCACGUGGUGCUGCUGAAGCUCAAUGGCGGCCUUGGCACCGGCAUGGGACUACACACGGCUAAAAGUCUCCUUCCCGUCAAGGACGGCAAAACAUUCCUUGACUUCACUGUACUGCAGGUGGAGCAUCUUCGUAAGGCUUACAGUGAGCGCCUGCGUUUCAUGCUGAUGGACUCCUUUUCCACAUCCGCUGACACGAAGGAGUACGUAAAAAAAUACCCAUGGUUAUUCGACACCUUUGACGCAGAGGUGGAGCUGAUUCAGAACCGUGUGCCAAAAAUUCGCCAUGACGAUUUUUUCCCCGUUAAAUAUGAAGCGGACCCAUCAUGCGAGUGGGCUCCACCGGGCCAUGGAGACCUUUACACGGCACUCUAUGGCAGCGGUAGGCUGGACGAGUUGAUUCGAAGUGGGUAUAAAUAUAUCUUUGUGUCCAACGGUGACAACCUGGGGGCGACUCUGGAUGUGCGUCUCCUCGCCUAUAUGGAGACACACCAGUUGGACUUUCUCAUGGAGGUCUGUCGGAGGACGGAGUCCGAUAAAAAGGGUGGCCACAUUGCAUACCAAAGCGCGCUCCAUGCGGGUGCCACGGCGCCCCAGCGUCGUUUCAUCCUUCGUGAGUCGGCGCAGUGUCUAAAGGAGGAUGAGGCGUGCUUUCAAGACAUCGAGAGGCAUCGCUUUUUCAACACGAACAACCUGUGGUUGAAUCUUGUGUCCCUCAAGAAAGCGAUGGAAAGCCAGGGUGGGAUACUUCCGUUGCCUGUGAUUCGCAACGCAAAGACCGUGAACCCGGUGGAUGACGCCUCGACAAGGGUGUAUCAACUGGAGACGGCGAUGGGUGCGGCCAUUGGGUUGUUUAAGCACUCCGCAGCCGUGUUGGUGCCACGAGAGCGUUUUGCGCCCGUAAAGACGUGCUCGGAUUUACUUGCGCUGCGGUCCGACGCCUAUGCUGUCACGGAGGAUCAGCGGCUUGUUCUCUGUGAGGAGCGAGCCGGCAAGCCACCGACGAUUGAGCUCGACAGCAAGCACUACAAGAUCAUCACCGGGUUGGAGGCACUGGUGAGGGGCGGUGUGCCGUCGCUGCGGCAGUGCAAAAAGCUCACCAUUCAGGGACCCGUGGUGUUCGAGAGUGGCAUUGUGGUGAAGGGUGACGUAACGAUACGCAACAUGACGAAGGACCCUCUCACGAUUCGGCGCGACCGAGUCCUGAAUAAUGAGGUGGUAGAGGCGUAG
This is a messenger RNA of Trypanosoma conorhini, 1449 nucleotides long. Its product is annotated as putative UTP-glucose-1-phosphate uridylyltransferase 2. Gene Ontology annotation, biological process: glycogen metabolic process; UDP-alpha-D-glucose metabolic process. The transcript has a single exon. Gene Ontology annotation, cellular component: cytoplasm. The record is from RefSeq and is a predicted model, not a curated record. The coding region runs from base 1 to 1449 and encodes 482 amino acids. Lineage: Eukaryota; Euglenozoa; Kinetoplastea; Trypanosomatida; Trypanosomatidae. Gene Ontology annotation, molecular function: UTP:glucose-1-phosphate uridylyltransferase activity.